Messenger RNA from Cloeon dipterum, 2738 nucleotides. It is a transcript of the gene P5CDh1, whose product is annotated as delta-1-Pyrroline-5-carboxylate dehydrogenase 1. Bases 171 to 1874 code for a protein of 567 amino acids. Gene Ontology annotation, molecular function: L-glutamate gamma-semialdehyde dehydrogenase (NAD+) activity. Gene Ontology annotation, cellular component: mitochondrial matrix. The transcript has 10 exons. Lineage: Eukaryota; Metazoa; Arthropoda; Insecta; Ephemeroptera; Baetidae. The record is from RefSeq and is a predicted model, not a curated record.
CAGGGUACAAGCAGCAAGAACAGCAGAGUCGAGCUGAUGAGCAGAGCUCUUUCAUUACGCCAGGUGAAUGGAGGCUCGUCCAAAAUUUUAGGAGUUUCGGCAUCAUUUAACAGAUUGAAAUCGCCGAUUUGAACGAAGAGUUGUGGUGACGGUAUCGAGUGGAAUCAAUCAUGCUGAAGUACGCGAACUUGUCUCUUGUCAGCCAAAUCGUCAGAGUGUCAAAGCGAUCUGUUGGCUCAGUUGUCAACAUUCCUAAGGCCGACCCCAGCGGAGUACAAAAUGAGCCAAUUCUUGAGUACUUGAAGGGAAGCAAGGAAAGAAAAGAGCUGCAGGCAGCUCUGGACAAACUGUCCUCGCAAUGUCAAGAGGUGCCCAUCAUCAUCGGUGACAAGGAGAUUAAAAAUUCAGAUGUGCAGUACCAGCCGAUGCCGCAUGAUCACAAGAAGAAGAUCGCGAAAUUCUACUACGCGUCGAAGGAGGACGUGAAGAAGGCCACGAAUGUCGCAACCGAAGCGCAGAAAAAAUGGGAUCGAACGCCACUGAACGAAAGACUGGCCAUUUGGACCAAAGCUGCCGAUCUGAUGGCCGGCAAAUAUCGCAUGGAACUGAAUGCUGCCACCAUGCUGGGACAGGGAAAGACUGCAGUGCAGGCGGAAAUUGAUUCUGCUGCCGAGUUGAUAGACUUUUUCAGAUUCAAUGCUUAUUUUGCAAAGGAGUUGCUUCAUUAUCAGCCUAUCAGUGAGAACGCGAGCGUGACUAAGAACUCCAUGCGAUACCGAGGCAUUGAAGGCUUCAUCGCAGCCGUCUCUCCAUUCAACUUCACUGCAAUUGGAGGCAAUCUCGCCUACACUCCCGCUCUAAUGGGCAACGGAGUUGUUUGGAAGCCGUCAGACACUGCUCUGCUGUCCAAUUACAUCAUUUACAAAAUAUGCAGGGAGGCAGGCCUACCUUCAGGGGUAGUCAACUUUGUGCCUGCUGAUGGACCUGUCUUUGGUGACACUAUCACCGCCUCUCCAAAUCUCGCGGGCAUCAACUUCACUGGCUCUGUACCAACAUUCAACCGGCUUUGGGCCCAGGUGGGAAAGAACAUCAACUUGUACAAAAACUUCCCAAGGCUCAUUGGUGAGUGUGGUGGAAAGAACUACCACUUUGUCCAUCCGUCUGCAGACGCCGAGUCGGUUGUCAUGGGCACCAUCAGGUCUGCGUUUGAGUACUGCGGUCAGAAGUGCUCGGCCUGCUCAAGGAUGUACGUCUCUGAGUCCCUCUGGCCAAAGAUUAAAGAAGGACUGCUUGCCGAGAGAGAUAAACUGAAAGUUGGCCCGGUGACGGAAUUCGACUCAUUCAUGUCGGCAGUCAUCGACGAGAAGGCGUUCAAAAGAAUCAAAAGCUACAUUGACAAGGCCAAGAAUUCGUCUGCACUGAAAAUUCUGGGUGGCGGACAUUAUGACGACAGCGUGGGUUACUUCGUUCAGCCCACCAUCAUCCAAUCAAACGACCCCAAGCACCGCAUCAUGAGCGAGGAAAUCUUCGGCCCUGUGCUUUCCAUUUACGUAUACCCUGACAACAAGGUCGAUUCCACUCUGGAGCUUGUCAGUGAAACUACAUCCUACGCACUGACUGGAGCGGUUUUUGCUCAAGACGAGAGCUUCCUGAAGUCAGCUGUGGAAGACCUGAAGUACACAGCCGGCAACUUCUACAUCAAUGACAAAUCGACCGGCUCGGUGGUCGGUCAGCAGCCUUUCGGUGGCGGUCGUCUCUCUGGAACGAAUGACAAGGCUGGAGGUCCGCACUAUGUCCUCCGCUGGGCAUCUCCUCAGUCCAUUAAAGAAACGUUUGUUCCCCUCAGGGAAUGGAGGUACCCCUACAUGGAUUAAACGCCUCUACUACGAUUUUUGUUUUGCUAUUUCACCCCCUAUAAUUUGGUGCAGAGUCCAAAGUGUUAGGUUGUGCCCUUGGUAGAAGAAACAAAAAAGAAAAAAUAUAAUACGAAAAUGUCUAGUGGAAUCCCUGGCCAUUUGUUUAACUGUGUGAAAUAGUGUUACCUGGUCACGCAAUUCUUUCACGAAUCAAAGUGCAUUUGGUGCCGGAAGUACUUAAGUAUUAACUCUUGCAGUAUUAUUUUAAUUAAUCACAGGGGUAUUAUAAUUUUUUACUGGUCGAAAUCUAUUGAUUAAUGUGAUUUCACGUUUUGUAUUUUUUUCUCGUCGCUAUUAGGACCUUCGUAUUUUUUUAAAUCUUGUCAAAUUAUUUUUGUACUCUGCUCAUUUCUUGCCUUCAAAUUUAAAAUUGGAAUGUAUUACGACUCACUUCCGACACCAUGAUUGUGUGAAACAAAAUUCACUGCCGAAAAGUGCAGCAAAAUGAUGACAAUAUAAAAUGUAUUACUAAAAUGGUAUUACAAAAGUUGUAAUGAUGUUUGCCUUAGUAGUUCUUACAAACAAACUCUUAUUGAUUGCUUCCCCACACUCAUCUUGCCAUUUUUUUCCAUCUAAUGACAUGCAUUUACUUCACGAUCACUCGAAGGGUUAAAUUUUCGUCUGUUAUAUAUGAUUGUAUAAGUCAUUUUAACUCUUGUGUUUCCUUUGUGAUAUGUUAACCUUGCUUAAUGUCGAAUAAGAGUGGUCGCAACAGAACAUUAAGUGUAUAAAAAAUGCAAUUGAAGAAUCACGAAUCUUAUCUCGUAUAUAUUGUACGGUGAACUCGGUAAAAAAGUAAACCUGCAAGCUGGAAAAAUGCAA